AUGUCCCAUACAUCAUCUCCAAACUUCAUCCUCAUCAAGAAUGUGACGGUAUUGACCGUGGACCCACUGAAUGGUACCCUUGCAAACUCCGACAUUCUCAUCCAAGAUGACCAAAUGGUUGCGAUUGGACAAGCCUUGCCAAACCCAUCCGAAAGCAAUGUCACCGUCAUCGAUGGCCAAGGAUGCAUCGUUACGCCUGGCUUUGUCGAUGGUCACCAUCAUAUGUGGCAGCAACUUUUGCGGGGUGUUGCAACGGACUGGUCACUUUUUGACUACACUAUCAAUAUGCGAACCAUUUAUGGAAGCUUAUAUACACCUGAAGAUGUCUACCUGUCUACCUAUAUUGCAGCAUUGAGUCUGAUCAACAAUGGCGUGACUUCUGUUCUUGAGCACUGCCAUAUCAUCAACUCGCCAGAUCAUGCCGAUGCAGCUGUAAAGGCACUCCAAGACGCUGGGAUCAGAGGAACAUUCUGUUAUGGCUUCUAUGCCAACCCGCCUCUGCCCGAUCAGCUCGAUCCAAAAUGCUUCUCUCAAGCGUCGCGGCUGAUCGAUGCUGCCAGGAUAAGGCACAAAUUCUUUGGCCAGAACGAUCCAGCUCAGCAGCUUCUCACAUUCGGUGUAGCUCCAGAUGAGCCAGAAUCUAUGCCCAUCGAAGACACCAUCACGCAGAUCAAGCAGUCGAGAGAGCUUGGAGCACGCAUAAUUACCAUGCAUAUCGCUAUGGGGCCCUACGACUUAUCUCGACGUCAAAUUGUGCAGAAUCUCACAAAUGAGGGUAUCAUGGGCCCAGACCUCGUCUUCAGCCAUGGCUCAUCCUUCACCGAGAGUGAGCUCCAGGCGAUCAAGGAGUCAGUUGCUUCCAUUUUCGGUACGCCAGAUACAGAGUUACAGAUGGGUAUGGGAUUUCCCAUAGUUUUCGAAGCUUCUGACCGCGGAUGUCGGACAUGCUUGGGUAUAGACAUUACAUCCAAUCAAGGAAAUGACUUCAUUGCGCAGAUGCGGCUCGCACUACAGGCUCGUCGAGCUCAGGAAAACGAACAAGAGUUUCCACUAUCCAUCAACCGUAAGACAGCAAACGUUCUUCGAAUGGGGACGCUGGGAGGUGCAGAGGUGAUGAGAAUGGAAGAUCUCAUCGGCUCCAUUACAGUUGGGAUGAAAGCAGACCUUGUUCUCAUUCGCUGCGACGAUAUUGAGAAUACUCCUGUUGGCGAUCCAGUUGGGUCAGUCGUGUUUCAUUCUUCAGUGAAGGAUAUCGAUACAGUCAACAUCGAUGGUGAGAUUAAAAAACGGAACGGAAAGUCGACCGUUGAGUGGGAGAGGCUAAAGGAGGAGGUCAUUCUCCGUGCAGACCGCAUCAAGACAGAGGCAGCUAAGAUUGAUCUGACAGCAGCCAGGAACCGUUGGAUGGAAAUCUUCCACGUUAAAGACACAUCAGAAUGA
Fusarium subglutinans is the source of this 1440-nucleotide messenger RNA. Its product is annotated as 5-methylthioadenosine s-adenosylhomocysteine deaminase. Bases 1 to 1440 code for a protein of 479 amino acids. The record is from RefSeq and is a predicted model, not a curated record. Gene Ontology annotation, molecular function: hydrolase activity, acting on carbon-nitrogen (but not peptide) bonds. NCBI's taxonomy places the organism in Eukaryota, Fungi, Ascomycota, Sordariomycetes, Hypocreales, Nectriaceae. The transcript has a single exon.